AUGAGGUGUGGUACCAGAGUUUGCGGACGUGAUUGGUAUGUCUGUCUAUUGGUCGCUGAAUGUGUAGUUAUUCAGCGAGCUACAAUGAGCCCUGAAAAGGGGAAUACUCGAUGUCAAGCUGAAUCUCGUAGAACGGAGACUCGGAGUACUGCUGCACCAAAUCUGAAAAGUAGUCAAAGUGGAUGUAGAACAUACGCUUCAAUUUCGCCCUAUAAAACCAGACAACAAAGCAAUGGAAUAACAACAGAGAAGACUCGUUACACACCUGAUUUUGCACCGGUACGUUCGCGGCGGGGCUCAGCAGCUGUUGUCAUACCUCCUCUUCCACCAGUAUCAUCUACUGCCGCAGGAAAGAAGAAAGAACGUCGCAGUAGAGAUGAUAAUAGUGAUGAUGAUACUGCGAGUAGUAGCUCAGGACCUGUUAAUGCCAAACGAACUCGUUUAUGUUACAACAAAAAUGAUAUUAAAAAUGUGGAAAUAGUUGUUGAUGAUAUUGUACCGAAGAUUGAAGAAAUUAUGCAACAGAAUAAUAUGAUUAAGAACACUGCAAAUGAUGCGCUAACAGAACAACUUCAAAAGAAAUCAGAUUCCGAUUUGGAACAACAUUUCAAAAAGGCUAUUCGACUUUAUCGAUAUAUGUCAUUGCCGGAUACGCAAGUCGGUAGCACUAGACCAGUAUAUAGGCCUUUCUUAAAGAGGAAUUUGAUAUAUAUGAGGCGAUGUGCUCAGUCGUCGGUAUUAGGAGAUGAUUGCAUGCCUCUCCUUUGUUCUCCAACUGUUGGGAAAACUGGAAUGAAGGCGAAGUUACACAAACAUGAACAUCUCAUGGAUAUACUCCAUGCAAUCAGGAGAAGAAAUGAAAUACUGAAAAAGAAUCCAAAAACAAAAUCAGAUUCAGCAGCUGUCUCAUAUUUGGUGCGUAUCCUUAAGCAGGACGAAGAUAGCAAAAGGGGGAAUGGUAAGGAUGCUUUGUCAAAGGAAACGAGAAGACAUGUUAACUGCUCACAUGCUACCUCAAUGAUCAAAUUUAUUGAUGUUCGGAAUAAAGAAUUGCCAGGUAAUCGACAUGCUGUUAUUACUGUGUAUCUUUCAAGCGAAGUCGAUGGCGUGUUUAGCGAAAUUAUGCGACUUCCUUCUGCGACAGUACAAAUGCAGAUAAAUACUCGUGGUGAACCUGUUGCAAUCGAUUUGCCAUUAUCUAUUGGCUGUCCACUGCACUGCAGUGGAAGACAAAGGAAUGAUUAUGUAAUUAUCCGUGUUACAUUUUCGGGAGAAGAAUUCGCCCAUAUUUUGGGAGGUAAAUCAUUGAGAAGCGUUCCAUCAAGGCAAACAGACAAAGAUUCAAAACAUGUCGCUCAUGUCACCCGGCGCAUAAGCUGCCUUUCUUCGCCAGAUAAGUUAAGAAAUAGUGAAGGUUCAAUAACUAUGUAUGGUGCACGUUGCAUAUCUUCUCUUGCAAAAGGCGAAACAUCUAAUGGUUUAAUAUAUGGCCAUGGUAGCAUUACUCUGAUCCCGGAUUCUUUUCUUAGUUUAAACGACAGGUGGCGUUCGGAAAGAAAUUUGACGAAGAAGCUUAUCGAUUUAGGGAAGAAAAUGCAUAUGAGUCCAUUCGUACGCAUGUCAAUUGUGCCGGAUAAUAGUGGGGAAUCGAGCUCAUCAGAAGAUGAUGACGAAACAAAGAGUUGCUCAAGUUUUGCCACAUCUGCUUCAACAAGCUGUGUUGAUCAUUCUCGUCAGACCAGUGAGAUGUCUGCAAAGGAAUCCACGCAUAGCCUCGCAUCACUUCAAAGAGAUGACAGUGGUUUUGAAGAGUACAUGAAAUCACGGUUCAGGCGAGAAAUGUCGCUAGAAUUUCCUAAGCAAAUAUGUUAUCGCUUUAUUACGAGGUACAAUGAUGAACCGGAUACUAGUUUUCCGGAGAGCAAGCAUCUACUUUGUUUCGAAAGUUCAUCAGAUUUGGUAAAAAGUGAACUGUUGAAUUCAAGUACUAGCGUUGAAACUGCUGCAAAUGGUGUUAGAAGACAUUGUUCUCCGCUGAAAGAAGUUUCUCCAGGAAAAGUUUUGAACGGACGAUUAUUUUCCAAACCCCUAACUUCACCUAAAUCCUUGCCGAAAUCAAUUCCAUCCUCACCUAAUAAAUACCGUUUGGAUGUUCCGCGUCGAGACAAACCCUUGGCUGCUAUGGUUGAUAGUUUAGCAUCUAAAUUUGAAAAGUGUUCUAAAAUUGUGCCGCCGAAAUCUGUUGCUCCAGACGAUAAAGUUACAGUUCCCGAACUACAUUACGAAGGGUAUCCCGAACCAGACGGUAAUGGAGUCGUCACACGCUUUGUGUCUCCAGCCAACAAGUGUUUCUUCUGUCUUGGAACAUUUCCAGAUAUGUUUGCUUUGCUGCUUCACAUGAGAACAAGUUAUCCACGUCUUGAUAUAGUGUACAGGGGUGAUGCGCGACAGACAGCUGUCAUAAAUAACAGUGCACCAGUUUUCAUUGAUGUGUUUGUGCGCAAGCAUUUUGAUGGCUCAUAUGAAGGUCCACUGGUUCGGCAGUAUGCGACUUCUCGAAAUAGAGUUAUACCACAGCAUUGUAUUCCCAGUGAUCGACUCACUUAUAUUGUUCACAAAGCUGAAGCACGAGCUAUUCGUAAAAUGCCAAAAGAUCUUAGCAUUUUUUUCAUGCAAGCUGACCGAGAAAGACGUGCUACAAAGGGGAAUAAUGCAGCAUAUUUCGGUUUCCGCAGCAGACAUCCUUUAAUGAAAUGUACGCAGAUAUCAACAAAGCAGACGGAUCAGGAAUGGUUGCGAGAAUUUAUUAUUAGACAAAUUGAAGAUUUUCUUGAUUUGUCACGUGUUGAGAAGGACUUUAUGUCAUUGUGGAGUAUUUUUCUUCUCAAUCUUAAUCAUAAGCCACUUGGUCUAUGUCACACAUAUCGCACUUGCCGACUUUUUCUUCAAAAGCAUCGGCAAGAUAUCUUGCAAAAUAAUUUUCAAAAUGCGUGGGUAUUCCAUCUUACUGCUUUGCAUGAAAAAGAGGCGCUGGAUACAGACGAAGUUUAUGACUUGACAAUGCGUCUAAAAGAUAAUUACGACCCAAGCUCAGAUGUUCGUCAUGUAGUCUACGCUACACGUGCACGAUUAGAAGCGGCAGCCUCUAAUGCAAAACGAGAACCUCCAUCUUGGCAGAAAGAACCAGUACAUGGGCCCAAAAUUUCAAUAUUAAGGAGUUCAUCUGUUGCGCGUCUGUCAUCCCUAGAACCGAAUUCCGAUAACGAAGAUAUGUUUAAAAAAUUCAUGAACGAUUCUGCUCGUAAAGAAAGGCGAAGUAGUAGUUGUUCAGUAGAUGAGCCCAACAGGCAUUCAGCAAGUCGCCGUCAACGUGAACCUGAUUGUUCAAAGUAUCUGACAACACCUCGUGCUACGCAACCACCAAAGUGGUUAUCAUUUGCCGAAUAA
Messenger RNA from Acanthocheilonema viteae, 3447 nucleotides. The record is from the annotation of a GenBank genome assembly. Lineage: Eukaryota; Metazoa; Nematoda; Chromadorea; Rhabditida; Onchocercidae.